UUUUUAAACCAACGAUAUCAUAUCCAAAGUAUCUACCCGAUGAUUAACUCGCCCAACACUUUCCGUCAUGGUGUAAAAUUAUUCUAACGGCAUUCCUGGGCACCCCAUUGUCGAAAAUAAACCCUCUCCAUCAAAGCUAAUAUUGUUCUAUUUUAUUCAUUAACUUUUUUGUAUCAACCAAAAAUAUCCCACCCAGGGUAUAAAUAUUUCCCCACGAUACGCGAUGAACCCAUUCUAAACUUUUCGCCAUGACGUUGAUUUUUCAUUAGUCGAACCGCGUUCUUGGUUAUCCCUUUCUGUAAAGUUCUAUUCUCUCGCCGACGGUCGCGUUUCGCUAGCUUCUAUCUAUCAAAACUAAACUCGUGCAAUCAAAAAACGAAUCGCCUUAUUUCAUUUAUUCAGCAUUUAUCAAACCUUAACUUCUAUAUAUAAUCCAAGUAUUUUUGCUGUUAACGUAAUCAUUCAAUAUUAUUUCAUUGCCAGGAUAUAUUUCAAUGCUUACUCCCACUGACUUGGAUCCUUCAAAGCGUGUCCACCACCUUACUCGCAUUUUUGCUAUUUUGAGUUGGUUUUUCGAAAAUGAUAAUGGAUGUGCCACAUACUUCUUCGAGAGCAAAAAUUGAGAAUAUUCAUUCUUUUUGUAAAUCCUUUGGUUAUGACACAAAUGAUAUCAUCCAAAAUAUCAUUGCAAAUAUUAGUGAACUAACUGACAAAGAUAUUGUUCUCAUCGAUGCACUAUGGAACUCAAGAGAUGGAUUCCAGAAAAAAAGUGGAAAAUGCUCCAUAAUUGAAGCUAUAAGGGUGUUAGGAUGUGUUUCAUCUGCAAAUAUCAUUUAUUCAAGGGCUGGUUUAACGCCAAAAGUUAUGUUUUUGGUGUUUUACUUUUUCAAGGUCAUGUUUCGCAUCGUUGAUCUGAAAGAAUUACUGGAUCCAAAAUGUACAUUAGGAAAUUUCACUGUCCAUGAAUUUUCCGGAUUGGCCGAAAAAAUUACAAAAACUGAAAUCUUAAUUGAUGCGGUAGAAAUAAAAGAAAACGUCGAUGAACCUUCAUUGCACAGUUUAAUUUCAAAUUUUGACAUACACAUUGGAGUAGACCAAAUAGGGAAUCUAAAAAGUCGCAUCACAAGCAUGAUCCCUAGAGGAGAGGAUAUGAAAACAUGUCUCCAUCUGUUGACAUUGUUUAUUAGAUUAUCCACCUUACGACAUGCUCUCUUAUUCAGAUUGAAAACUUGUGUUGAGGCAAAUAACUAUAGUCCAAGCACAAGUGGUACAUUGAAAACAUAUAUCGAAAAAGAGAGAGCAGAUAACAAAGAAUUUUUGAGAUUGUUUUCACUCCCAAGUCUUGAAGACAUCUACGUUUUAGCAGUAUUUGACCCAGCCGAACAUACGGAACUCACAACAUAUCUCGAGGAAAUGCGUCUUCCACUACAAAAUUUACAAAAGGUGUUAGAUGGAAAAAAUUUUCUUAUCCAGCCAUUUAAGAAUACGUCAAUCCUACUUGGAAGAAACUUCCCGUCUUUUGGGGCCGCAAGAGCCAUGAAAAGUUCAACAGAUGUUGAUAAUGUUCGAAUCCAAUUUGAAUUCGAGGCUGUUAAAGAAUCCUUCAAUCUUUUUUACAUUAAGUCCCCAGAUCUAAAAGAAUACCUCUACAUGACUAGCAAACUUUAUUGUGAUUAUUCUAAAAGAUACAAAGAUCAAACUGGUGCCCAGUGGCGGAUAAUUCAAGUAAAGGAUGAAAAGGGAAGGGAAGAUGACCCAUCUUUGUUUGUUUUAUGUACAAGAAAACGACCUUGUAAUUUUCUGUACAUUGAGAACGCCUGGCUAGUUGAUUUUGGAAGGGGUUUAGAGGACAGCAGUAAACCACCUGGGACAGAGUGUUUAUUCCAAUUGAUGUCUCCUGGAAACCCUCCUAUUAGCAUUCCUUUCCCAAGUCCUAGACAUUAAACAGAAUCUUUAAAAGGAGGAUGCUGAAAAGAUUUCAGGAUAUGAAAAAAAUCUACUACAUCAAUUUAACUAUUCCCUUGUGAAUGAUGUCUAGUUGCGUGACUGUAUUCUUCAUUAAGAUAUAUCUAAUUGAACAUCCAGACUUGUUUUAAGGCUCUUUUAGCGGUCUAGCAAAUUAGCAGAAUUGGAUUUAUUGAAGUGUCGAUAAUCGUUUCCCCAUUUUUAUUUUUAAAUUAUUUUUUUAAAUCAUUUAUUAACUAUUUAUUAGCUGUCAGAACAUAUGUCAAAACUCAAAGACAUGUACACAAAAUUAACCAUAAAGUGUAAAUACUUUGAUUCGUGCUAUUAGCAAUUCAAUGAAUUUGUAGAACAUAGUAGUUCGUAAGUGGAUGACUGUACUCCUUUUUUUCGCUAACGUAUUUCAAAUAUGAUUUUUAGCAACUUAUAGAUUCAAUUUUACCCCUUUGCAAUGCUCAUUAGACUGCACUACUGCCUAAAAUUCAUUGUUUUCAGUUUUACAAUGGCUUUUUUUUUGUUAUACAUGUACAUUAUGUACUUGUUGUUGUUUUUUGUGUUUUUUUAAGAUAAUAUUUUUGAAAACUACAAACUGAUUUCAUAUGUAAAUAUAUGCAUACUAGUGUCUGUACAAUGCUCUGAGAAAUUGUGUGUGCGUAGGAUUUCGAACAGAAAACUCAAUUCUAUAUUAACCUUCGAUUUACUUGUACAGGGAAGUUGUAAAGCAGAAAUCUAGAUUCUUUACAGCAAACUUAUUUACCUUUGAAACUACUUUAAAAUAAACAAAACUUUGAAAACCAACCAUCUCUUGA
This is a messenger RNA of Magallana angulata, 2771 nucleotides long. RefSeq lists its product as uncharacterized. NCBI's taxonomy places the organism in Eukaryota, Metazoa, Mollusca, Bivalvia, Ostreida, Ostreidae. Bases 580 to 1944 code for a protein of 454 amino acids. The transcript has 4 exons. The record is from RefSeq and is a predicted model, not a curated record.